Messenger RNA from Pomacea canaliculata, 2607 nucleotides. RefSeq names its product multifunctional protein ADE2-like. Lineage: Eukaryota; Metazoa; Mollusca; Gastropoda; Architaenioglossa; Ampullariidae. The record is from RefSeq and is a predicted model, not a curated record. Gene Ontology annotation, molecular function: phosphoribosylaminoimidazolesuccinocarboxamide synthase activity. Gene Ontology annotation, biological process: 'de novo' IMP biosynthetic process.
AACAUCAUCUUGCUGACAUGACGACUGUCAGCCGCGGUCCACCUGACUUAUGCCCGCGGACCACACUUUGAGAACCACUGCUUUAGUUGCCCACACGAACAAAGGAGUGGGGGUUUCACAUUUAUUCACCCUAACGUCCUACCGUCAUCAACUUUCACUAAAUUUUUACUCCCGCUUCGAGGAAGGAGCGAUGUAAGGUGUUGUGGAAUCGUGGGUAUGGUGCAAAACAAGUUUGUCUCACUCCUAGGAAACCGCUUGUUAAUCGAUAAUAUAAAGUAACCUGCCCACUUUUGUGCACAUGUAAGCGAUGUAAAUAGGGGUUCAAGUAUGCAAGGUUGCUAUGGUGUCAUCGCACUGUCAGCAGCACAUUGACAGAUCAGAUCAUCUCUCAUAUCCUGUACAUUCUCCAUGGGCCUGGUAGCUGCUUACAAAAAGAGAAGGGUUUGUAAAAUAAAACUUGUCUCCUGUCGAACAUAAGCUUUCCAAUUCGUCCCUGCCUGCAAUUACAAAUGCCAAGAGACAUUAAGCUAGGUCGUGUGCUCAUUGAGGGCAAGACCAAAAUUGUCUACGAGCUCACGGAGACACCUGGUCAGGUGCUGCUGCAGUCUAAAGAUCGAAUUACUGCAGGAGAUGGAGCAAAGGCGCACAACCUUGAGGGCAAGGCUGCCAUUUCCACUGCCACCACUAGCGCCAUUUUUGAACUUCUUAAUAAUGCUGGGAUUAAAACACAUUUUGUUAAGCGCCAUUCAGAUACAUCCUUCAUUGCCCGCCGGUGUGAGAUGAUUCCCAUUGAGUGGGUUACACGACGAAUAGCCACCGGAUCUUUUCUAAAGAGAAACCCUGGAGUACGAGAAGGCUACCGUUUUUGCCCUCCCAAGCUGGAAACUUUCUUUAAGGAUGAUGCAAACCAUGACCCUCAGUGGUCAAGGGAGCAGCUGAUUGAAGCAAAACUAAAUGUUGGAGGCGUCACAAUCGGUACUGAUGAGUAUGAAAUACUGGCGAAGUCAACAGUUACCAUUUUUGAGAUUCUGGAGAAAUCCUGGGCCUCUGUUGACUGCACUUUAGUCGACAUGAAGAUUGAGUUUGGUGUGCAGACAGACACUGGAGAACUGGUGUUGGCUGAUGUCAUUGACAGUGACUCGUGGCGAUUAUGGCCUGCUGGCGAUCGCCGCCUUAUGAAGGACAAACAGGUUUACAGGGAACUAAAAGACGUAACACCUGAGGCACUGGAGACAGUCAAAAGGAACUUUGCGUGGGUGGCCGAGCGUGUAGCUCUGUUGUCACCCAAACCCCAUGCACGUGUUGUGGUCAUCAUGGGCUCACCUACAGACACAGGGCACUGUGAAAAGAUUUGUGCAGCCUGCAGGCAGUAUGGAGUGCCUUGCGAAAUGCGCGUCUGUUCAGCACAUAAAGCUACUGAUGAAGCACUGAACAUACUUGCAGAAUAUGAAGGGGAGGGAAUUCCAACCGUUGUUGCUGUUGCUGGUCGAAGCAAUGUGGGUCCAGUUUUGUCUGGUACUGCAUGGCCAGUGAUCAACUGCCCACCUUUGUCAUCUGACUGGGCUGCUCAAGAUAUAUGGUCAUCACUGCAUUUGCCUUCUGGGCUUGGCUGUGGUACUGUUCUUAUCGCUGAAGCAGCAGCCUUAAAUGCAGCUCAGAUUCUGGGGCUCUCAGAUCAUGUGAUCUGGAGCAAAUUGCGGGCAAGUCAGCUGAAUACAUGGAUUGGACUGAAAAUGGCUGACAAGAAAGUUCGUAAAGAUUAGAUAAGCAAUUUGGUGGGAACAUCUUAAGUACUCUUUUUGAAGAUUUUGUACAUAGAUUGAACUGAGACAAUGGAUUUACUUUUCUCUGCCAGUUUGUUGCUUAAUGUUCCCCUUUUAUGUCUUCAGUCUUGUUGUUCAACAGGAUAGAAGCAUAUUGCAUUUUGCAAGCUGACUUUCAAAUUAAUUUUAAAAUUAUUUAUCGUUUCUUUAAACUUAGGGCUACGGUUUUUUUUUUUCAAACAUUCCAAAAUUAAUAGAAUUUUUGUGUCACCUUGCUACCUCACCUGUAGCAUGAAAGGAUAUGUGGAUUGCACAUGCAUUGCUUGCAUGUUAGAGAGGAAUUUGUUUAUUCGUUGAAUAAUCAUGCUUUCUAUACACCUUUAGAUCUGAGCAUUCAUAAUUUUUGUUUCAAGUGUUCUAUAAAAUCAAAAAUUCCUUCUAUAUUGUACUUUUAGAAGUGUGUGCUGAAACAUUUCAUGCUGAAAUUUGGUUUGGUCUUUAUUUUACCCACCCUCGUGACUAUCACAGAAGAUAAAUAAAUUUUUUAGUUUUAGUGCCAGUGGUUGGCAGCACUGUAUAUAGCUGAUCAUUGGAUUUUAAUUUUUAAGUUCCAAAAAGGACGACAAAAUGUACAGCAAACUAAAUGACUAAUAAGACGACAUUGGCCUAACAGCUGAGAAAAGCUUUCUGCGAGCAGUUUGUGGAGAAAGUGAUGGCAGUCGAUUCAGAGAUGUGACUGUGUGAGCAUGUUGCAUAAACAUCUGGAGAAGCCACAUGUAUACAAUUCUCAUUUUUCCUUGUGUUUGAAAAGGAAGAAAGUAAAUUCUCACAAUUGGUUUGAAAA